GGAAGAGGGAGGGUUUGAGAGAGGAAAGUAGACAGGAGCUGGAGUUUAGGUUUUCUAAGCAUCUGGAUAACCGGCUGGACGCGCCGAGGAAGAAGAAGGAUUUAUGGAAAAGUGUCUCAAAACUGAAGAAAAGAAAGAAGAAGUACAUUAGAAGAGCAGUCGAGGAGGCAGAAGAGCAACACAAGGAGGAGAAAGUGAUUUUUCUAACGGGACAGGAGAGCCACUGGACUGAGCAGCAGGAAUGUUGCCGGUGAUCCUGACGGUUUACCUCAACGACACCCAGCAGAUGCUAACUGAGGUACCAGUAACUCCGGCAACCAGAGUGAUUGAUGUGGUUGAGUACUGUAAAGAGGCCGGCGAGGGAGAGUGUCACCUAGCUGAAGUAUGGAACGGGCAUGAGCGAGUUCUCCCUCAGGAGUUGUUAUUGUUGGAUCUUCUUCAGCAGUGGGGGGCCAGGAGGCCAGAGGUCAGCUUCUACCUCAGACACUGCCCCGCCUGGACACAAGGAAGUCAGCAACCUCUGGAGCAGAGCUGGACCACAGAGGCAACAGAGAGUGCUAAUGACAAUGUUCCCCGUGUGGAGUUGACCCUCUCUGAGCUCCAGGAAAUGGCCACAAGACAACAGCAACAAAUAGAGGCUCAGCAACAGAUGUUGGUCGCCAAGGAGCAGAGACUGAGGUAUCUUCAGCAGGGAGGCAGACCCAACCAGGGACAGACACAGUCUGAAGCUGAGAAGCUGCAGCGGCUGAAGGAGCGAGUGGAGACUCAGGAAGCAAAGCUGAAGAAGAUCCGAGCCAUGAGAGGGCAAGUGGACUACAGCAAACUGAUCAACGGAAACCUCUCUGCUGAGAUUGACCAUGUGAGCAGCUUGUUUCAGGAGAAACAGGCAGAGCUGCAGUCUGCAGUGAUCAGAGUCGACCAGUUGACUCAACAAUUGGAGGAUUUAAGAAGAGGACGCCUUCAGCUACACUCAUCUCAGGGGGCACCCACUGGGCCCCAAGGUGCAACCACUGGCCACAAAGGAUCACCUCUGUCUGGCCCUGCAGCCCUGGAGCUGAGGAAACUUUACCAGGAGCUUCAGGCUCGUAACCGUCAUAACCUUGAGCAAAGCAGCAAAUUGGCUCAGAACAAGGAGCUGUUGAACAAGAGAAAUGCCCAGGUGACGGUGAUGGAUCAACGCAUCGGUGACCUGAGGGAACGCCUGCAUAAGAAGAGAGCAGAACUGAGUCGUAUGAAUGGUGGAGGCCUGUCCUCCCCUCAGACCUCGUCCCACCCUAGUGCUGGAGUUUCAGGUCGAGUUGCGGCUGUCUGCCCCUACAUCCAGGUUCCAGCUGAGGGGAGACAGGAGGCGGGUUACCCCCUGCCAGCUGACCCGCCACCCAAACCCACCCCACUCAGCCACAUCCGCUCGGUCUCAGAGGAGGACAGGAGUGGCAUCAGGAAGCCUCCCAGCCAAUGGAAAGUGUCAGAUUUAGACAUCGUCCUGUCAGAGCCCACUGAGUCAUGGGAGGGACCCGGGUCCCCUCAAGGGGGCAACAGUAACAACACCAAUGAAGCUUCAUGGCCCAGCAUCAGUAAGAGUGUACCAGAUUGGAGGACCAACAGUCCAGAACAGCUGCCCUCUGGUUAUGGUACUUACCCCAGUGCCACCCACCAGGCAACGGGGCAUCACUGUGCCACUAGCUCCCUGCCCCGUUCUGCCCCUGGUACACUGGGCUGGCCCCGAUCCAGCGCUGCCAAUGCCACCUCCUCCUCUUCAUCAUCUUCCUCUUCACAGCAAAUACAGCAGCGUAUUUCUGUCCCUCCUAAUUCAAGUCAAGGUUCUGCCACCACCUCCCAGCCCUCUCCACUGUCCCCACAAACAGAGCGGACAGAUCCCCCUCCAGCAGUGGCUGUUCGUCCCUACGUUCCGGAUCAUCCCUCCAGGCCACAGUCCCCCAGGAAGGGCCCCGCCACUAUGAACAGCAGCUCCAUCUAUAGCAUGUACCUCCAACAGCCUCAAGUCAAAAACUAUGGGUCGCUCAGUAACAGAGCUACUGUCAAAGCAGUCUAUGGUAAACCCAUCCUGCCCACCUCCUCCACUUCUCCGUCCCCUGUGCCUUUCCUCCAGGGAGGAGGAAGAGCAGCAGCGGAGGAUGUUACGGAUAAAGAGGGAGGAAAAGGUGAAGGAGGAGAGAGCAGCGAUGGACAAAUUCUGCCACCCAGCGUGGACAACAUCCCUCGUCCUCUUAGUCCCACCAAGCUCACCCCAGUUGCCCACUCCCAGCUACGAUACCAGAGCGAUGCAGACCUGGAAGUUCUCCGGCGACGCCUCAGCAAUGCUCCGCGACCCCUCAAGAAACGGAGCUCAAUCACUGAACCUGAAGCUCCACAGGGCCCAAACAUUCAAAAAUUGCUGUAUCAGAGGUUCAACACGUUGGCGGGAGGCAUGGAGGGAAGCUCAAGCAACACUUUCUACCAGCCCGAAUGCCUUUUGGGUGAAAUGGACAGCAUCCAUUCAGCUAAUGGGAAUGUAGAGCCUGGUGACAAGCAUGGCAGCGUGACGGCCGUGGAGUCUGAAGUUCAAAACCUGAACUCAGAGUCCCGCCGCUUGUCUCCUCCUUCUGUUGGUGUGGAAACAUCCAAAGAGACAGCAGCAUCAGUCGGGAUGAGCAACAGCGUGUCUCCGUCCACCCAGCCCUGUCCAUCACCUGCCCCUGAUAAGCCAGAGGACCAGAAUAAUAACAACCAUCGAGGAUCUAGUCCUGCCCAAAACUCAGGAGGCCACGCCUCCCCUUCUCCAUCACCCCCUGCUCCACCGUCACAGCCUAAGGUGCCUAAGGCAAAGCGAACAAACCUGAAGAAGCCGUCAUCGGAGCGGACAGGCCACGGUCUGAGAGUCAAGUUUAACCCCCUCGCUCUGCUGCUGGAUGCAUCAUUAGAGGGAGAGUUUGAUCUGGUGCAGAGAAUUAUAUAUGAGGUGGAAAACCCCAGUAUGCCAAAUGAUGAAGGCAUAACUCCUCUUCAUAAUGCUGUCUGUGCUGGUCAUCACCAUAUUGUUAAGUUCCUGCUGGACUUUGGAGUGAACGUAAACGCAGCCGACAGUGACGGAUGGACUCCUCUGCACUGUGCGGCCUCAUGUAACAGCGUCCACCUCUGUAAGAUGCUGGUGGAGUCGGGAGCAGCCAUUUUUGCCACAACAAUUAGCGAUGUCGAAACGGCGGCAGAUAAAUGUGAAGAAAUGGAAGAAGGCUACACCCAGUGUUCUCAGUUCCUCUAUGGUGUGCAGGAGAAGUUGGGUGUAAUGAACAAAGGCUUAGUGUACAGUCUGUGGGACUACACCGCCCAGCAGUCUGAUGAGCUGUCCUUCAGUGAGGGUGACGCCCUCACCGUGCUACGUCGCCGUGACGACACUGAGACAGAGUGGUGGUGGGCGCGGCUGAACGACCGCGAGGGAUACGUACCCAGAAACCUGCUGGGGCUGUAUCCAAGGAUCAAGCCCAGACAACGCUCACUGGCAUAAAGCCCAGAUCAGGAGCCACACACACACAUGCAGAGGGUGCAUGCACUCAGAAAAGAAGAAGAAGAAGAGGAGGAGGGAGGAGCAGCACGGAGCAGAGAAAAACAGAAGAAAAGGGUGGAGGUAUUCAGGAGGCUGAGACAGAGAUUGGAUUUUGUUUUAUCCAUUCGCUUGGAUGCAACAGAGCCACUUUCUGGUAGAAGCAGAAUAUAUUUUCACUGAGUUGCUGAGGAAAUUACCUCUUGUUUUAAGCGAUUAUAGCUUGACAACUUUACAGGAGUUCAGCAGCAUGAGGGAUGCUGAAUAAAAAAAAUAUAUAUAUAUAUUAAAAAAAACUAAUGUCAUUUGGGUGCAGCUUCAAAUUCCACCCAGCUUCAAAAUAUGAAAACAUGAGCUCAGAGUUAUAAAGCUCUAUCUGACAUUCUUAAAUAUUCUUGAUCUUUAAAUGUCACUUUAUUUUUGUAUGGUGUUAAUAAAAAAAACAACAACAUCCAGAUGGAUGUUUGUAAUACCAACCUCAUCAACAGAAUGCAUUUUUUCUCAGUGGCAGUGAGCGUAGUAUGUCGUGAUUGCCUUCACACUGUGUGGAGGUUUUAAAUGCAGUAAACUUACAAGCUGGGUUGGGUGAACAUGUGUGUGAGAUGUGACAUAUGAAAGUGAAGCUGGAGAGAGAGAAGUGAGGAGAGAACGAACUUUGAAUGUGUGUCAGAGCAGCUUUGUUUAGUCAGAAAGUGGCUGUUGCUGGAGCAGCUGCUGCGUUAGUGAAAUUAGGGAGGAACAGUGUUGGAGGGGCAACCACGGGACGAUGACACACCGUAGCUGAGAUAUGCAGCAACCUACACAUCGAGCACGGUAACAGAGAAAAGGCUGUAUCAGUAGAAUAUUUUGAUUCUGAUUUCGGAAAGUGAUAUAAAAAGCAUCUGUAAACCAUUAGGGAUGUGUCAACCUUUGAGUAUUCUCUGUUUAUGUGGCUCAGUGCGAGCUGCCAUGUUGCCAUCUGUCCCACUGGUUGCUGCAGGAGAAAGAGGAGCAAAGGAAGGAAAACAAGAAUGUGGUACGAGGUGCAAACAGAAAGUAAGAUGAAGCAGUGUUUCCCAAACAUGAAAACAGCUCAGUGUUGAAGGAUUUAAUAUCCAUCAGUUUGCUGUAAAGUGUCACAUUAAAGCUCCUGUGGCUGCCUGGUGUUCAUUCUAUCUGCUGGAGCAAGUCCAGCCUCAUCGUGGCAUGAUUUAUACAAACCUGCAAAUUUUUAAAUGUGUCAGUGUUAUGAUGGGGCAAGAGGAGCCCAGACUGAAUGAAAACUCUGAAAUAACCUGACUUUUUCAGUGUCAGCUCUUUUUUUUUCACUGUUCACACUUUCAGUAGCUGUAUGGUAUGUAUUAUUCUCUUAUUUUUUUGCUUUGUUUAAAGUAAAACGUUGUUUUAUAUAACUAUUAUUAAUUUUACUGUUAUUAUUACUAGUGUACACUGCUCCUGUUUGUUUUGAUCUGUCAGUGCAGGCACCACUCACUGCUGCCACCCAGUGUACAGGAAGAUUUUACCGCAAAUAAAGCAUCAUCUCCUUGAACACAUGCUGUGUAAAAUACGAAGCAAUAAGGCAAGGGAUGCCUGAUGUAGGCGUGGAACAUUGUUCUGAGGAGUGCACACCAUUACUUUGUGUAUAUGCAACCUGUAACUAUACAGCUAAUGUACAAUAAUACCAAUAAAGAAAUUAUAAUCCCACAAAGAA
Molecule: messenger RNA, 5228 nt
Organism: Acanthochromis polyacanthus (spiny chromis)
Lineage: Eukaryota; Metazoa; Chordata; Actinopteri; Pomacentridae
Product: apoptosis-stimulating of p53 protein 1-like
Exons: 24
Coding region: 242-3502 (1086 amino acids)
Biological process (GO): regulation of apoptotic process
Cellular component (GO): nucleus
Molecular function (GO): p53 binding
Source: RefSeq, a predicted model, not a curated record